GAAAAAAUGGAAGUAAUCUGUGGAAAGAGAAAAGACAUGGUGUAAUUGAAAUGAAAGAAGAAGUUAUAUUAAGACAUGCACAUAAUCAUCCUAGUGAUCCGCAUAUUAUUGAGACUUACAAUUUAAAAAAAGAAAUGAUCAAGAUAAGCAGAGAAAGUGGUGCAACAAACAAAGAAAUAUUUGAUUGUAUUUCUCGAACAAAUCCUGUUGCUGCANCAACUAUUUCUUAUUGUUCUGUGAGAUCAAUGUUAUUAAGAGAAAAACUGAAGUUUCGACCGCCAUUGCCACAGACUAUUUGUGACUAUGACAGCUUUCUCCAGCAGUAUGACGCUACAAAACUUAUUUAUAAAGGGUAUGCUUUAUCGGAAGAUAACAAAUAUUGNUAUAUAUUUAGUACAAACAAACUUCUAAAAAUAUUAGAAGACAGCGAAGAAAUGUUCAUAGAUGGUACAUUUUCUAUCCUACCUAGAACACCUCAGUUCGCGCAACUGUUUUCUGUACAUGUGCGAUACAUGGAUAAGGGCAUUGCAGUAUUAUUUAUUCUAUGUGAAGAAAAGUCGCAAUUGGUUUAUAAAUCUAUGUGGAAGGAAAUAGUCAAAUUAGCUCCAAACAUACAACAAAAUAUACGCUUUGUAAUGAUGGAUUACGAAAGAGCAUCGAUGAAGGCUGUACAAGAACAAUUUCCUCAAGCAUCUAUAAGAGGGUGCUGGUUCCAUUAUUGUCAGGCAUUAAUGAAGAAAUGGAAACAAUUAGCACUUUUGACAGCGCCACGUACAAUUUUAUCUAUGGCUAUGACAUUAGCUCUGGCUCCAUCUGAAAUGUUCUGCCAUGGAUUAAACCUUAUCCAAAUAAUUGCAAAUGAGAAAUAUGAUAAAUAUCCUAGUAUGUUGCUCUUCAUAAAGUAUAUGAGAAGCACUUGGCUUCCAAUUGCGGAAAAGAUAAGUGUGUAUGGAUGUCCUAUCAGAACAAAUAAUCUUGUGGAGUCAUUUCAUAAUACUAUUUUAAGAAAGAUGCGAACGGUUCAUCCAAAUAUGUGGAUAUUUCUAGACGACACAUACGAAACUGAUGAGAUUUGUAGCAAUCUAGUUACAGAAAAAUCUGGUAAAGAUAUCUGA
Messenger RNA from Pseudomyrmex gracilis, 1115 nucleotides. RefSeq lists its product as uncharacterized. The annotation marks the transcript as partial. Lineage: Eukaryota; Metazoa; Arthropoda; Insecta; Hymenoptera; Formicidae. The record is from RefSeq and is a predicted model, not a curated record. The transcript has 6 exons.